This is a messenger RNA of Ogataea philodendri, 348 nucleotides long. RefSeq lists its product as uncharacterized. NCBI's taxonomy places the organism in Eukaryota, Fungi, Ascomycota, Pichiomycetes, Pichiales, Pichiaceae. Bases 1 to 348 code for a protein of 115 amino acids. The record is from RefSeq and is a predicted model, not a curated record. The transcript is spliced from 2 exons.
AUGGUGGUUGCAACGUACUGUUCGACUGCCGACUGCGACAUCGAAGCGGUAGACGGCGACCGUUGCAUGGAGAGACCGGGAGUUGCAAAGCUGACGCUGUUGACGCUCGAACUGGACGGGUUGGAGUGGGCCAUGAGGUCCUGGGAAGGGGUCUGGUCUGCCAUUUGGCGACUCCGGAACGUAGUUUGUGAUGUAAUGUUGAAACAGGGGUUUGGAGAGCAGGUUAUCGACUGGGAUGUCGAAAAAGCCCUGGAAUUGGGCGUCGUGAAGGUCCAUGGUAAUGAUAUGGUUUGCUCCAGCAGACGUGAUGAGGUUGGCGACCAGAGUGCCACUCUGUGCGAUCCAUGA